Molecule: messenger RNA, 7823 nt
Organism: Thunnus maccoyii (southern bluefin tuna)
Lineage: Eukaryota; Metazoa; Chordata; Actinopteri; Scombriformes; Scombridae
Gene: rc3h1b
Product: ring finger and CCCH-type domains 1b
Exons: 20
Coding region: 445-3846 (1133 amino acids)
Molecular function (GO): metal ion binding
Source: RefSeq, a predicted model, not a curated record
ACUCUGGCAGAUGCUGCUCAAUUUUGCGCUGUGGCUGCGCGUGCGGUUCCAUGUCAGUAGAGGGCGCCCGUAACACCCAGAGACACACACACACACACACACACAGACACACUCCAGCUAGCUGUAACCGGCUAGCGAGGUUGUUGUCGAACUGACACCUCCCCAAACCUCGGCAGCAGCUAAGCUGCACAGUCGAUAUGGCAAGGAAAUAUCGCAACAUUUUCCUAAAGAAAGAUGAAAAUCUUCCAAGUCUUUUGGAAUGAUAUUCAUCACGCGAUGUGAUCCAAAAUCCACAAUGUGUGAGGACAUUUAAGAACGAUUGAGUUCGGAAGAAAAAAAUCUUGAUUCCAGUGGAAUCUUCCAUAUAUUAUAUAUUAUUAUUAUAUUUUUUCUGUGUUAAAGCUUACAUACAUUUACACACACUCGUCCCAUCAACAUAUAACCAUGCCAGUGCAAGCACCACAAUGGACAGAGUUCCUGCUGUGCCCGAUCUGCACACAGACAUUUGAGGAGACUGUUCGCCGGCCCAUCAGCUUGGGCUGUGGACAUACUGUCUGCAAGAUGUGCCUGAACAAGUUGCACCGUAAGGCCUGUCCCUUUGACCAGACAGCCAUCAGCACAGACAUCGAGCAGCUACCUGUCAACACAGCCCUGUUGCAGCUGGUGGGAGGCCAGGUUCCUAAGGCUCAGCCAGUUGCCUUGAUUUCCAGUCCAGAGGACUCGCAGCAUUAUGAGGAGGCCAGGCAGUGUGUGGAGGAGCUGGCCCUGUACCUCAAACCCCUCAGCAACACCCGAGGUGUGGGUUUGAGCAGCACGGCCCAGAGCAUGCUGAGUCGACCCAUGCAGAGGAAACUGGUAACUCUGGUCCACUGCCAGCUGGUGGAAGAGGAGGGCCGUGUGAGAGCCAUGAGAGCUGCCCGCUCUCUGGGCGAGCGAACUGUCACCGAACUCAUCUUGCAGCAUCAGAAUCCGCAGCAGCUCUCCUCCAAUCUGUGGGCUGCUGUCCGUGCACGAGGAUGUCAGUUUCUUGGCCCAGCCAUGCAGGAGGAGGCUCUGAAGUUAGUCCUUCUUGCACUAGAGGAUGGUUCUGCUCUGUCCAGGAAGGUGUUGGUUCUCUUUGUAGUCCAGAGGCUUGAGCCUCGCUUCCCGCAGGCCUCUAAGACAAGCAUAGGCCAUGUUGUGCAGCUCCUCUACAGGGCCUCUUGCUUCAAGGUGACCAAACGUGAUGAAGAUUCAUCCCUAAUGCAACUGAAAGAAGAGUUCCGUACUUACGAAGCUCUGCGGCGCGAGCAUGACUCUCAGAUUGUUCAGAUUGCCAUGGAGGGUGGGCUGCGCAUCGCACCUGAUCAGUGGUCUUCUCUGUUAUAUGGAGAUCAGUCUCACAAGUCACACAUGCAGUCUAUCAUAGAUAAGCUGCAGACCCCAGCGUCCUUUGCUCAGAGUGUUCAAGAGCUAACGAUUGCGCUACAAAGGACUGGAGACCCAGCCAACCUCAACAGGCUGCGGCCUCACCUGGAACUACUGGCCAACAUUGACCCCAGUCCUGAUGCUCCCCCUCCCACAUGGGAGCAGCUAGAGAAGGGGUUGGUAGCAGUGAAGACAGUGGUGCAUGGCCUGGUAGACUUUAUCCAGAACCACAGCAAGAAAGGAGCUGACCCUCAACAGCCUCCUCAGCACAGCAAGUACAAAACAUACAUGUGUCGUGACAUGAAGCAGAAGGGGGGCUGUCCUCGUGGAGCCAGCUGCACCUUUGCUCACUCUCAGGAAGAACUGGAGAAGUAUCGUAAGAUGAAUAAGCGCCUGGCAGCUCGCCUCCCUGGCUCAGGGCUCAUGCCAGAUGAAGGCCUUCCCCUUGAUGUAGCAGUGACCCGGAAGCCUUCACCCCUCACCAAUGGGAGCAGUGCACCCUCUUUGCCCCAGCUCAUUGCUCGUGGCACAGACACAGUCUCAUAUGACGUGUUGCGUAAACCCAUCAAGAUGGAUGUAGGGAGUCCCAGUGCCCCAGGAUCACCACCUGAUCCCCUGGACUCUGUGCCCAAACCCGGUAUGCCUCUGCCACCUCAUGCCAUGGCCCACCCCAGAAUGCCUGCAGACCACCUCUCUGGGGUGAAGCAGAUGCCUGUGGUACCCAGAGGUUCACCAGUGUACCCCCAGCCACAGCUCUCUGACAUGUUCUACCCUGAUACUCGCCCACCACCUUCUGGUCCUCAGUAUGAGCCCACACAAUACCCCCCAGGUUACCCCUACCAACAGCCACCACAGUAUGUUCCUCGGGAUUACAUCCGUAACCCUCCACCCCCCAGUGAGUCAGGACCCCCUUACCAUGACCCCUACCCUGGCUAUGGCCCACCAGAGCGCCCUUACCAGGCCCCUCACUCUGGCCCACCCUUCUCCUACCCUCACCCUCCGCACUAUGACCGAGGUCGCCACGGGACCUAUACCGGCCCACCACCUCCCCCACAGCCUUACACAUCUCAGAGGGAUGGCCUGGUCAGAAUGAGUCCUGCGCCUCUGGAUGUUCCCCCACAAUCAGCAGGGCAGGGUAACUCACUGUACCACGCAGAUGCCCGGGAUAGAUACCCACCAGACGGCUACUAUCCACAAGGUGCCCAACCUCCACCCAUGAGGGCUUAUGUCAGGGGGCCAUAUAGUGGUUCCCAGCCCAGCCUGGACUACCUGCACCGACGUCGGCAGGAGCUGUUAUCCCAGCUGGAGGAAAGGAAGGUCAUCUCCCCUCCACCAUUUGCUGCCUCCCCAACUCUUUCUCAUCCCUUCCCCAGCGACUACUCUCCUGAGUAUGGUGAAGAGAGCUCCAAAACCAUAGGGAAAGGCAGAGAGCCUGACUACGCUGGGCAAUACUCUCCCUGGUCUUGUGAAACCAUUGGCUCCUACAUUGGCACAAAGGACGCCAAACCCAAAGAUGUUAUGGUUCCUGGAACCAUGGAGAUGAUGAAUGUUGAGGCCAAGGGUCUGAGGGAACCAUCGCUUGAGGCCCCUCGUAGGGGUGCAGAAGUCAAGGACGAUGACCCUAUUAUCCCGUUUGGACCCCAGCCCACUGUAUCACGCUUUGGUGCCAUCUCCCGCACCUCAAAGACGGGCUAUCAGACUACCGGCCCUGUACAGGCCAUGGCCUCCACUCCCCAGAACCCAAACUCUAAACACAUGGCCAUGCCAGCAGAAUACACAUAUGGAAGCCAUGGAGGAUGGGGUGGAGCUUCAUACCCCUCCCACCAGACUGCCUCCUCCUCUCAGGGACACUUUAGUGAGCGCCUGCCUAUGGCAGCCACAGACAGAGAACAAUUAAAGAUUGAGCUGCAGCAGGUCAACCAGCAGAUUAACCAACAGACCCAGAUGCACAGCAUGGAGGCUGCCAGUAACACCUUACUGCUGCAGAGGGAGGCCAGUGCAUUGGCAGGUCAGCCUGUGCAGCCCAGCCAGGGUCAGGCAGCAGCAGCCCAGCAGCAGCAACAGGCCAAGUGGCCAGCAGGGGGAGCAAGUGCAACAGCUGUCUCUAGUGAACAGCUAAGCCUGGAGCUCCACCAGGUGGAGAGAGAGAUUGGAAAAAGGACCCGCGAGAUGGCCAUGGAAAACCAAGUAGCUCAUGAUGUUCAGCAGUACAAGAUGAAACCUGCAGAGAAUGGACAACCAGAGCACAAGACUCAGCUGGAAGAAAUCUCCCUGGCUCUUGGCGAGGUGUCAAACGGCUCCAGCAGUCUGCAAGAAAGUGCAGUGGGCGGGUCCAUGCUGUCACUGACCAAUAAGACGUCUGCGUUGAGCCUGUGUUCUGAUCCAGGCGCCACUGGUUCAGAGAUGCAGAAGAAUGGCGUCGUCCAUUCCUGCUCUUAGGCAGUACACACUUACACACACACACACACACACACACACGCACACACGCACACACGCACACACACUUACACACACACACACACACUCAAGAUGCUCAACUGAAAAGCAUGCACAGACAAUACACCCAUUCUAUUUAGAAGAUGAGCAGUAUCUGCCGUGAUAUGAAUUUUCUUUCUUUUUGUUCUGUGAAUGAGCUUUUUUUAAUGACUUUCCUUGCCUGGAAACCAGGGCAUAUGAUAACAUUUCUUGUGUGUGUUUUUUUUUUUUUUUCUUUCUUUUUUUUUUCUACUGGGAUUAAACAUUAACAAGGCUCACAAUAGAUAUAUCAGGAAGAGAAAAUGGUGGCGAUGUUGACAGCGGUACUGUAACAUUAUUCAAAAAGUGUAGCCUAUUCCAUCCUUAAUAAACACAAAAACAUAGUCAAGUGUAUGAUUAAUCUUCCCCACGCAAGAUUUUUUUUUGGUUUAGUUGUAGCAGGAUACGUGUAAAUUAAACGGUUAGAUACAGAGAAGCAAACUAACAACCUCUAUCACAUCAUAUGCACUCUGAGGAAUUUAAUAGUCUUUUCCUGUUGCAAUCUGAUGAUCUAUGAAGGUAUUGUAGGAAACAGCAGAAGUGUGUCGCUUGGUACUCACCCCCAGAAUCGUAAAAAAAAAAAAGUGGCUGCCCAGAUCUAGAUGGUCUGAGGAGGGAAAAGCAGUAAAAACAAAAACAAAAACAAAAAAAAAAAACUUCCACCAGUAUUCAGCCGAAACGGAGAUGCAAAUAGGAAACGGUGUUUUAGAAGUCACAUUUUGCACACCACAUGCACUUCCUUACCUGCCACGAGAAGUAUGAUUUUAUUAGUGCAUUUUAUGAACACAUCAUGUGUCUGUUUCAUACUUGAAAGCAGUAUAUUAUAUAUUUAAUUGAAGCAUUCUGUUUUAAAGAUUGCAACAAAGUCUUUUUGAUAAUGAGCUUUCCACAUGUUUUUCUAUAAGGGAAUCUACUAUGUGCUUCUCUUGGUUGUGGUGUGACCUGAUGUGGUUUGGUUGCAACGCCUUUCGCCUGCAGCUUCCGAAAGGGCUGCGUUCAGUCCUUAGCUGAUCAUGUUGUGAAAUUUUUCACAGCAGGCUCCAAAAAAAACUAUUGGAGUUUUUUUUUGUUUGGGAGGAGGGGGAGGGGGGGGUGAACGCACAUGAUCAGGCUGAGAGAGAGUACACCUUUCCUCAUCAGGAGCCAGGUGAAUGAGUGUAAACUUGACUUUAUAAUGUCAGGCUAAAUAAAUAAGCAUUUCCCUCCUCAGAGCUUCUCAUCUGGCCACACAAAAAGCCUCCCCAUUGGGAUUAUCUUGUCAUUUGUUCACCUAACUUCUAUGAAGUUGCCUUCCCUUGUGUCUUUUUGUUAAAUUUUGUUUUAUUUUUUCAUGCUUUACGUUGUUACGAUUUUGGGGGAGGGGGAGGGGGUGAAGCUUACCAAUGGAAGGCUUUAUAGGGCUCAGUGGAGCUGUCAUGAAAUAGUUGACUUAAAAGCAAAUCCCUGACUUCUCAUUUUUAGUUUUAGAAAGCUAUCCUUUGUAGCAUUUUUAGCUGCGCAGGAUAUUUAAAAUAUCACGUAUACAGCUGAGGAUAAUGGUGUCGCUGACUGAGAGGUAAACACAAAAAAAAUUAUCUUCCAAAAUACUUCUUCUUAGGUGAGAUUUGAUAAGUUAAUUUAUAUCACAUUGAGUAUUUUAUAUUGGUGAGUAGUACAUUUUUCUUUUCACCAUUUGACACUUUUCUAUUCACAACUUGCUGUCAUCAUCACCACCAUUACCACUAUUAUUGCUCUUUCUUCAUCAUGUUAAUUGUUUACUGCUGACGCUCAACACAGAGAGGUCUUUGCCUUUUGUAAACAAUUACCACGAUCGGCUAGUUUUACAGCUCUGCUGAGAGCGAGUGAGUCCUUGUGCUUGAACGGUUGAAGGAUAGAGGAGACGCUCUGGGUCUAGUGGUUUUCGUUUUAACACGAGCCUUCGUUUUGGUCAGACGAGGGGUACUGAGAAACUGAGUUUGACAAAUCCCUGAUCACUGAUGAGUCAAUUAAAAAUAGACACAAAUGUUUUUGUGUCCGACAUCCUCAUCUGGAUUGUUUGAUGGGCAUUGUUUCGCAUGAUGUCAGCGCCAUGAUAGUGGAUGUUUGGGAUUUCUUUCUUCUUUUUUUUUCCUCCCCUCCCCCCCCCCCAACCACACUUCAAGCCUUUGGCUGCUCCUCGCUACAUUUAUUGUUUAGGUACACAGCUCACUUAUACAUAUGAGUAUGUAUACAUACAUUAAUAUACUAAAGCACUAUUAACGUGCCACCUCUUAUUCUACUCGCUCAGCAUUUAUAUUAAAUGAUCUCUACUUAGAAUCAGCAAAAUGUUUUUUUUUUGUUGUUUGAUUUGUUUUCUGUCCACUGGUUGCCAACACAGACUUUAUCCUUUCCCAGACGAAGGACUUCUGUGCGCAUUGACGUGUGUUCACUUAAUCUUUUGUGUUCAAACAAAGAUGUUCUUUAUAGACUAUGCUUCCGAAGAAGAAAGAAAAAAAAUUUCUGUAACUUUGGAAAAUUUAUGGAGACGUUUUGUGUGUGCUAGAUUGUAUUGUAGAAAAUGUACCCUGACUAAGUUUUUUUUUUUUUCCCCCCUCAAAGUGUGCUGUACUUGGGUGAUAGUGUUGAGGUGUUAGAAAAGUGUUGGGGUUUUCCCCCACGCCCCCCACCCCAAGAGGAUAUUCAGGAAGUCUCUGAUGAAAGGUUGGCCUUAAAUCCACAAUGCAACGCUCCUUUACCCAUGUCUGCUUUAGGAGCAUGAGGUGAUCACAAAAAUGUUAACACUGAAUUGGCAUGAUUUUAGAGUCAUACAAACGGACUCUAGGAGAUUUCCCCUCUUUUGAAACUCAUGUAUAACAGCAACAAUGCAAUAAUGCAAAUCUCAAGAUUUGAAGCAAGAUGUGUAUUUUUAUUGUUGUUUUUUUUUUUUUUUUUUUAAGGAAAUGUUGUUGACCUAGCUGGAUUUGUAGUUUUUCUUUCUCUUCUUUUUUCGUUUCUGCAAUAAUUGAGUGAAUUUACUGACCUGCAAGUCUUAGUCGUUAAUGCAUCAUCUGACCUUCUGCGUAGUCAACAGCUAUGAGUGACAUUCAUACAGGUGUCACUCAAAUUGGUCUACCAGCUUCAUUUUGCUGUUAUGUUUAAGAAAAUCAGUAUAUGACUUACAAAAAGAGGGAAUUUGGUUUAGUCAUGAAUUGGCGGCAUUUAAUGGUGUUAAUUCAAUGUUGUUUCUCACUCUCAAGCGCAAGUCAACCAAAACUAUCAUAAUGCUGAUUCCACUAGAUGGGUCCCUGCAGGUCUGAACAAGCCUAAAACGCCUUUAGCUUUGGAGAACUGACGUACAAUGAUAUGUGGGGUGGUUUACUAUAUAGUAAAUAGCAAAAGAUGUUCAUUUCAAUCUCUUGUGUGUUUUUGUUUCUGAGUGGAACUGCUGCCUGCCCCUCAUUUACAUAACCAGUUAACCCCUCCACUCCCACCCUUGACCACUGAACUCUGUUACUGCUGUUUGAGGCUCACAUUUUAUUCCCUGACUUUCUGGGGAAAAUUCGCAAAUGGCUUUUUUAUAUGAUUACUCCCUUGUAAAAUAUCUCUUAAAUUAAGGUACAGGUUUGAUUUCAGCAAGUAAAAAAAGUUUUUAUAUGUAUAUUAUACUCCAUUAAGGAAUGUUUAGAAUUAUCUUCCUCCAAUGUGGAUGUAGCCAUUAUUACGCCAUUUUAUGACUUUGUAAGAGAAUUCACUGUGUGAAAAUUGGUUUGCAUUUUUGUAUAAUACAAUCUGCUUUUUUUUUGUUUGAUACGAGAGGGAGGUCAAACUGGAAGUUUGAAGAGAGAAAAAAAUGAACCUGUGAAAUUGAGAAAACAAAAUGUAACUUAUAUACAACAGUGAUUCUAAGCUGAGGGGGAAAGAUUAAAUGAUAUUGCUAACUCUGA